AUGGCAUCGACUACACGGAGACGUUUUCCGGUAGUCAAGUACGUGACGCUGCGCAUGGUAGUUGCAAUCACGAAGUACUUUGACUGGACACUGGACCUACUGGACGUGGUGACAGCUUUGCUAUGCGGAGAGAUGAAGGAAAAGGUAUUCUGCGCGAUCCCAGAAGGGGUCGAAGUUGAUGAAGACUUUGACUGCUUCGAAUUGUUGAAGGCGAUCUACGGACUAAAACAAGCAUCGCGAGUAUGGAACGAGAAUUUCCAUGAGUUCGUCUGCUCCAUUGGAUUCCAAGUAUCUCAUUUUGACCCGUGUCUUUAUCUCAAGAUUACAAGUGGCGAGUGCGUGCUUUUGCUGGUAUACGUCGAUGAUGUGUUGGUGACUGGCAGCUCGACCGAACUGAUUAUGCGCACCAAGAGUGACUUGAAGGCGCGUUUCGAAAUGACUGACAGCGGCAAGUGCGCAUUCGUGUUGGGCAUCGAGCUGGUGGACAACGACAGUGGUAGCGUGACGAUGUGCCAGCGACGCUACGUGGAAGAUGUUCUCAAGCGUUUUGGCAUGAGCGACUGCAAAGCCGUCACCAGCCCAACAGACAUUAGUUCUUGA
Messenger RNA from Peronospora matthiolae, 600 nucleotides. The record is from the annotation of a GenBank genome assembly. Lineage: Eukaryota; Oomycota; Peronosporomycetes; Peronosporales; Peronosporaceae.